Messenger RNA from Saitoella complicata NRRL Y-17804, 2412 nucleotides. RefSeq lists its product as uncharacterized. The record is from RefSeq and is a predicted model, not a curated record. NCBI's taxonomy places the organism in Eukaryota, Fungi, Ascomycota, Saitoellomycetes, Saitoellales, Saitoellaceae. Bases 1 to 2412 code for a protein of 803 amino acids. Gene Ontology annotation, cellular component: nucleus. The transcript is spliced from 2 exons. Gene Ontology annotation, molecular function: transcription cis-regulatory region binding; zinc ion binding; DNA-binding transcription factor activity, RNA polymerase II-specific. Gene Ontology annotation, biological process: positive regulation of transcription by RNA polymerase II.
AUGCCCUCACCUGCCGCCGGUGCUUCCGCUACUUCGGGAAACGGCAGGAAGGCUCCACGAAGCAAGAGCGGUUGCUGGACUUGUCGUGUGCGAAAAGUCAAGUGCGAUGAGAGACGGCCUACAUGCGGUCAGUGCAGCCGAUUACAGAUUCACUGCGAGGGUUACUCGUCGAGGUUCUCGUUCAGAGAUGACACGCAGCGUGUCAUGAAGCGUAUGGCGAGCGUUACCUCCACCGUCGGUAACCCCGUAUUCGAUCCGCAUUACGCUCUACGACGACCAUCUAUUUCGUCACCUAUGUCCGAUGAUCCGCCGCAUCUCGAACUCGAAUACUGUACACCCGGAACGAAAUAUAUCAUCCUCGAUGCCACCAGCUUCGAGGGCUACGAUCAGAAUGGAGAUGACUCUGACAACAACGAGGAGGGUGGCUCGCGCAACUCCUACUCGCCUCGGCAAGAACAGCUUUGGCAACAACUGCCGAGAGGUGAAAAGAGACUCGGGAGUGGAUCUUCCGAGUCGUCCGUCGAGAAGAGGAGAAGAACGCUGGACGCUGGUGAAUUGGCUACGCAAGGGCUGCUGGCCAUGGCUGGCGUCAUUCCUACUGGCCCUCCUCCUCGGACAUCGAUUCAUGCUCUGGUUGAUCCUACUCCAGCCGCUCACAUUCAGUAUUCCUCUCACCAGCACUGGUACCCACCUCCUCCGAACUAUCACCAGCAUCCUUACCACCAACGCAAGCCUCAACCCUAUCUCCCACCCGUACAAACACACUUCCAGCCAAUGGAGGUUGACAACAACUAUGACGACGAACCUGCCGAGGCAGUGUACUACAACGAAGACGCUCGGCCUGUUGACAUGGGCUGUGACAAAAGUCAGACAACUUCUCUGCCUACACCGGCAACCACCGAGUCCGACACAUCUGGAUCGCUUCGAGGCCCGGGCUCCCCAUCACCGAGCUUCGCAGCUCUUCCACCUUCAGAUAUCGUCAUCACGCAUACUAUCGAUAAUAGCGUGACAUACUUUGGACAGCCGCCAUCCUCUGCUACUGCCAAAGCGUCUGCCACUGUUUCUAAAAGCACCGGAGUCAUUCCUCUGGCGAGUAUUUGCGAGCUGGAAAGCCCGAGUGCUAGGCUUCAGCUGACUGAACCUGCACCGAGAGGUGUUCAAACUUUCUUGGAUCGUGAGUUGUUAGUGCAUUACCUCCGCGUCGUCGCACCAAAGUUGAUGGCGCCGAACCGUGGGCCAAGAAGUCCGUUUGUGCAGAUCUUUGUUGAGUUGGCGAAGGAUUCGCCGCCAGUUACUCAUGCCAUCCUUGCUAUUUCUGCUUUGAAUAUGUCGAAGAUGAAAGAUAGCAUUCCUCUCGAGGCACUCAUGCACUACAAUCAAGCCGCAACCAUGUUGUCGCAGAGUCUUGGUGACCCCAAAUUGCAGCUUCAGGAUGGCACUUUGGGGACGAUCUGUUUACUGGUGUUGUACGAAAUCACGGCUGCGGAGAACGACAAGUGGAAGCAGCACUUGAAGGGUGCGCGUGAGAUCAUUUUGGCAAGAGGAAGGCUCUUGACGGAUGAGCAACGUAACCGGGAAGGUCGCUUCUUGACUUGGUGGCUCGGACUGCUUGACAGUUAUGCAGCCAUGUCCGCUGGCGGUGACGGCAGGUUGAUUCAGGAUUUAGUUCAGCAGGAUAUGCUUCCGAUUGCCGGUGAGGGCAAGAUGCUUCCAACGUUGAAGAAGACGAAGCAAGAGAUCGAGGAGCAUAAGCUCGCUGGUCCCAUGUAUAAGCUCUUCCAAAACAUGGUUAUCUGGGCUUCUCAACUGUGGAACUUCGCCAAGUGGGCCAAGCAGGAGAACCGUACUGACGAGGAGAAGAUCACCCGCUUCAAGGAGCUCGGGAAGGAACUUGAUGCCAUUUGGGCUACGAGGUCUGCCGGUGUUGAUCAAAUGCGUGAGAAGAUGAACCAGGCCGGGUCUGUUGAUGACUCAUGGCCCAUGAUUGUGGCUCACCAGGUCAUGUCCUACUACCGCGCCUGUCGCAUCCACCUCUUCAGGUCCACUUACACAUCGGCGCCUCAGACACCAGCUCUUCGUCGCGAUGUUGAGGAGGUUUUGACAAUCGCGCGUUAUGCCGGUCGUACUGCGCCUGCUUCUGAGCGUCGGUAUCUCUUGUUCCCGUUGUUCCUCGCUGGUGUCGAGACUUGGGUUCAGGCUGAGCGCGAGGAGGUUUUGACGAUCUUGCUUGGCAUGGAGGGACAAAGCGUGGGUAACAAUUACGAGCGCACCAGGCAGCUACUUGAGGAGGUUUUGAGGAGACAGGAGGAGAUCGACCACGCUGCCGUCGCUGGUGAGUGCGAAUACCGCCGUAUUGACUGGGAGGCGGUCAUGAAAGACAUAUAUGUAGAGGGCCAGAUCGUGAUGAUCUGA